Messenger RNA from Talpa occidentalis (Iberian mole), 2156 nucleotides. RefSeq names its product glycine C-acetyltransferase (gene GCAT). Bases 46 to 1305 code for a protein of 419 amino acids. Gene Ontology annotation, molecular function: pyridoxal phosphate binding; glycine C-acetyltransferase activity. The record is from RefSeq and is a predicted model, not a curated record. NCBI's taxonomy places the organism in Eukaryota, Metazoa, Chordata, Mammalia, Eulipotyphla, Talpidae. The transcript has 9 exons. Gene Ontology annotation, biological process: L-threonine catabolic process; biosynthetic process.
GCGCACGGCCCGGCGGCGGCAGCCUGGCGGGGUGCAGCGGCCGCGAUGUGGGCUGGCCGCGUCCUCCGCGCCGCGCUCCCCGGAGCCCCCCGCGGCCGCCGCGCCCAGUCGGCGCUGGCCCAGCUGCGUGGCAUCCUGGAGGGGGAGCUGGAGGGGAUCCGCGGGGCCGGCACCUGGAAGAGCGAGCGGAUCAUCACGUCCCGGCAGGGGCCGCGCAUCCACGUGGACGGCGUGUCGGGAGGAAUCCUUAACUUCUGUGCCAACAACUACCUGGGCCUGAGCAGCCACCCCGAGGUGAUCCAGGCAGGUUUGCACACCUUGGAGAAGUUUGGAGCUGGCCUUAGCUCUGUCCGCUUCAUCUGUGGGACCCAGAGCAUCCACAAGGAUCUAGAAAAAAAGAUAGCCCGCUUCCACCAGCGGGAGGAUGCCAUCCUCUACCCCAGCUGUUUUGAUGCCAAUGCUGGCCUCUUCGAGGCCCUGCUGACCCCCGAGGACGCAGUCCUGUCGGAUGAGCUGAACCACGCCUCCAUCAUCGAUGGCAUCCGCCUGUGCAAGGCCCACAAAUACCGCUACCGCCACCUGGAUAUGGCCCAUUUGGAGGCCCAGCUGCAGGAGGCCCAGAAGCAUCGGCUGCGGCUAGUGGCCACUGAUGGGGCCUUUUCCAUGGACGGUGACAUCGCGCCGCUGCGGGAGAUCUGCCACCUCGCCUCUCGAUACGGUGCCCUGGUCUUUGUGGACGAAUGCCACGCCACCGGCUUCCUGGGGGCCACGGGACGGGGCACGGAUGAGCUGCUGGGCGUGAUGGACCAGGUCACCAUCAUCAACUCCACGCUGGGGAAGGCACUGGGCGGAGCAUCAGGGGGCUACACGACGGGGCCUGGGCCCCUGGUGUCCCUGCUGCGACAGCGUGCCCGGCCCUACCUCUUCUCCAACAGCCUGCCACCUGCUGUCGUUGGCUGUGCCUCCAAGGCCCUGGACCUGCUCAUGGAGAGCAAUGCCAUCGUCCAGUCUAUGGCGGCCAAGACCCAGCGGUUCCGCAGUAAGAUGGAGGCUGCCGGCUUCACCAUCUCAGGAAACAGUCACCCCAUCUGCCCUGUGAUGCUGGGUGAUGCCCGGCUGGCCUCGCGCAUGGCAGACGACAUGCUAAAGAAAGGCAUCUUUGUCAUCGGGUUCAGCUACCCUGUGGUCCCCAAGGGCAAGGCCCGGAUCCGGGUGCAGAUCUCAGCAGUGCACAGCGAGGAAGACAUCGACCGCUGCGUGGAGGCCUUCGUGGAGGUGGGGCGGCUGCACGGGGCACUGCCCUGAGGCCAGGUGCUGCCAAGCAACAAAGGGGGCCGCCUUCAAUCAGCCAGGCCAGGGGCUCUGAGCCCUCAGUCCUGGCUGGGGUGAGGCUAUGCUGGGGCCUGAGUGUGACGCAACAGUGUGGAAAUUGACCUUGACACCUCGUGUGCAUUAUUCUCUCCGAGCAGGCCCCGUCCUGCGGUGGGUUGCAGAAUCAGGUGGCAGCCAGAGCCCUGUGGCUUCUGAGGGUGUAGGUGUCAGGGCUGACCCCUCACCUCCCCCGUGUCACGGUGAAACUCGGGCAACUAGGGUGAGAUAGGCAGACUCACCACUUGGCUCAGUUGGCUGCUCUGAGCUGCCAGAGGGUAGGUGAGCACAGCCUUGCAGGUCCUCGCCACGCCACCUACCCCUUGCUCUGCAGCUGCCUGUGGCCUAGCCCCCUGCUCCCCAUCCACAGGGUGUCCAGCCGCUUCCCAGAUAAGGGGGCAGGAGCCCAAGUCCAGGUCUGGGAGGAGAGGCAGAAGAGUUAAACCCCAAAGCAGAGCAGAGAGGCUGCUGACAGUUGGGGAUCCUGUGUUCUAGACACACGGGCCCUGACUUGAGCAGGCCCCACCUCCUAAGUGCGCCUCGGGUUCCCUGCGGGAGCAGGCGUCUGUCCUUGUGGCCACGAGUUUCUUAACUAGGCCUGAAGUGUGUCAUUAGGCGAUUGUGUCGUGCAGAUGUCAUAAAGGGUAGCACACGGGGUGGUAUGGCCUUCUGCACACCUCGCGUAGAGGGGGUAGUCUAUUGGGGUCACCCUCUUCUAUGCGGUCUGUCGUCACCCAAGCCUUGUGCAGGGGACGCAAGACUAUCUGGGGUCCUCCGUCUGCUCACCC